This is a messenger RNA of Rubroshorea leprosula, 1760 nucleotides long. The record is from the annotation of a GenBank genome assembly. Lineage: Eukaryota; Viridiplantae; Streptophyta; Magnoliopsida; Malvales; Dipterocarpaceae.
CCAUUUAAUUUUUAUCUUGUGUGAUUCUUCGCAAUAUUGUUUGCUGCAACCUAUUAAAGAUGAUGAAUCCAUUAGAAGCACUGACGACGCAUCUCCGCGAAGACGCGAAGAAUGGUUCACGAUCAGCCAUUCUCUUCGCCCAGAUUGCUCUGUUUACUGCAACAAUUUUUUUUUGCAAAACCACGCUAUAUGCAGAACAUGAUCGCACCGGAUUCAAAACGGCGUUGGCUUACCCAAUCAUAGCCAUUCUGGUGUCUAAUUCAAGUCGUUUGAAUGGUCUUGGAUUCAUCCGUAGAACGUGUGGCUACAAGGUAAAUUCAAUAGUAACUCUCAUCUGGUUCAUUUUAAGUAUUGUUUUAGAGAAAUUUUAUGAGAAAUCCUUGUGUAGUCUGGGUUUUACCUUGAGUAUCACUGUUUUGUUUUUAAUCCUACUGGUCAUAAUCCGACCCUCCACCGACCUUGGGUUGUUCGGUUUUUUAAUUGGAGUCAUUGGAUCGGUUGCUCUCGAUCUCUUUGGACUCAAAUUUCAAAUUUGGAUAGUUGUGGCCAUCUGUUUUCUGCUAUUAGUUUUUAGGUUCUGGUUGGAUUCACUGCCCCUUGAUAGGAGUACCGGAGGAACAAACCAAAUUUCCAAGUCACAGAUUAUUGAGGAGUUAAUGGUGGCGAAUUUCCACCUCUUUUGGGUUUACCAUUUGUUUAGAACCAAUUGUCGAUCCAAAAAAGAGCCCCCCAAAUACAUAUCUUGCAACCCAAGUUCUGUAAUGAAAAUGCUAGCGUGUGUGCUCAUUUUUAAUUUGUGGUUCGGCUAUGCCCUUAUUCCUCGUGUCUGUUAUUUGUUCCGAAGAAACCCUGAAUCUGCACCACGGGCGUCCGCUGAAUCUGGAGCAUCAUGGGUGUUCUAUCAAGUAGAAGCAGUAAAUAGUUAUGCUCCUUUUCACAAUAUGAAUAUGGAUGGUGGUGGUUGGAAGGAAAUGCUAGCGUGUGUGCUCUGUUCUUUGUUCCGAAGAAACCCUGAAUCUGCAGCACGGUCGUAUGAUUUACAAGUACUAAAUGGUUAUGCUCCUUAUGAUUUCCAAGUAGUAAAUAGUUAUGCUCUUUAUGAUUUCGAAGUAGUAAAUAGUUAUGCUCCUUUUCACAAUAUGAAUAUGGAUGGUGGUUGGAAGGAAAUGCUAGCGUGUGUGCUCAUUUUUAAUUUGUGGUUCGGGCCUGCGCUUAUUCCUCGUGUCUGUUCUUUGUUCCGAAGAAAGCCUGAAUCUGCAGCACAGAGUUAGGCUGCAGUAUAGAGUUAUGCUCCUUUUCACAAUAUGAAUAUGGAUGGUGGUUGGAAGGAAGAUUAGGAAAAUCACCCAGCGCACGCAUGAGAGAGAUGCCAUGUUUAACCUUGCCUGUCAAGCUCAUGUGUGUCUAUAUAUAUAUAUAGCACUCUAAUAUCUUUUUUCUCUUCGUUAUGGGAUUUUAUGCACCACUCUCAACUUCAUGUGAACUUAUAUUCCAACACUAUCCUCGUAAAAGGCUGUGGAUUGGGUAGCUGUUCAUAGCAGAGAAAGCACUAAUGUCCUUUGAAUUGGAUUUGAGUUUCCCCAUUGAAUCUGCUUGGUAUUCUUGACAAGGAUGGGCUGCCUCUGCACCACCUUCUAUGUAGUCAAACAUUUUUUGUUUUGUAGUUCUGUGUUUGUAUAUUGUGCUGUAUUUGGGUUUCACAAAUGCAUCUCUUGUUUCUGGCCCAAAAAAAAUAAUAUUAAUAAAAGAUUAGAAGCUUC